Dibothriocephalus latus is the source of this 603-nucleotide messenger RNA. Lineage: Eukaryota; Metazoa; Platyhelminthes; Cestoda; Diphyllobothriidea; Diphyllobothriidae. The record is from the annotation of a GenBank genome assembly.
AUGGCCCCGUCACUCGAAAAAGUCAAUUACCUCAAAGAGUACCGUUUCGUCUCCAACAGAAGACCAUGGAGACGAUCACUGAGUCCUCGGAAUCAAUUAUCUGAAACCCAUGAGGCGUUUAAGGCUCCAGAACCAUUAUCGGAACCUAAAGAUCUUCUUGGGAUAAAGGAUUUCCUUCUACAUGAAUAUGAUCCACACGAAUUUAAUAAGGAAAAACUUGCCAAAAAUAUUGAGGACAAAUGGGGUGGUGACAACCUUCCACCUUUAGGUUCGGAAGUCAUGCGCCAGUUAGAUCCUUACCUAACAACAAACUUAAAGACUCACCGUUCAUGGCAUCCUGAAGAAUUAAAGGGUUAUUCAAAGAAGGACAUUCUAACACACUGGGAAACCAACAAAACUCCGAAAGCCUGGGGUUAUGGCCUUAAAAACAAUCCAGUCACUGAGGAAAACGUUCCCCGUCAACAAUUUCCAAUGCGCGACGAACUGAAAUUCAAAUUUGAAACAAAGAUACGUCGCAUUCCACCGCCUCCGGUCACCGUUCCGCACAGAUCCUGGGACGGUGGCACCAUUGACAGCGCCGCUCAUGUACAAGACAGAGUAUAA